UCUAGAGGCCACCACAGCCAUGACACAGUGGCCUAUAAAGUCCUCCCCAUUCUUCUGUUUAACAAAAGUUUGUUUUCAUGUUUUCUGCAUCUUGUGAAACAUCUCUUUCAGACUCACGGACAGUAACCAUGCCUGAAGCUGAAGUACUGUACUCUGCUGUAAAGUUUAAAGUGAGGAGGGAGUCCAUCGCUGAUACUUACUCAGAAGUCAAGAUUUCAAAGACUCAGCCAUCCACAACAGAGCCUGAGGAUUCUCAACAAGCAGUGUCUUGUAAAGGGUCAAAGAUCACCUCAGAGAGAGUAGCCCUGCUGGUUCUCAGUGUUCUCCUGGCAGCUGCUGUUAUUGGUCUUGGUGUUACCAUUCAGACUAUCAAAAACCUGGAAGUCAAAUGUGAAGCUGAAAACAAAAGGUUCAGAGAUAAGCAGUCCUAUAAAUGUGAAGAUGGCUGGAAGAAACAUGGAGGAAAGUGCUAUUAUUUCUCCAUCGAUAAAACCUCCUGGAACGAGAGCAGAGAUGAAUGUAGAGCUAAAAAAGGAGACCUGGUUAAGAUAGAGAGCAGGGAGGAGCAGAAAUUCCUGGAGAGAAAACUGAAAGAAAUCAAGAACUCUGAUGACAAGUUCUGGAUCGGACUGAUAUACUCAGCUAAAAACAACACAUGGGUUUGGACGGACGGAUCACCGCUGACCAAAAGUUUGACUUUUUGGAAGAACAAAGAUAAAGACAUUAAUAAUGGAACAAAAGGGGCAAAUCCUGAUGAGCAAAGCUGUUUAAGGGUGGAGGCAAAAGGUGGAGCUAAGCUUUUGUCCUGCAAAAAGUCUCAUAGAAGUAUUUGUGAGAAACAAACAGUUACUGAAUGCUGUAAAUGUGCAGUUGUCUAAAGUUCAGUCAGUCUAUAAAAGAGUGUCAGUAAAAGAUACAGACGUUGGAGUUGCGAUAUGUUUGUAAAGUUAAUGUAUAAACUGUAUAUCCCUUCUAGAUUUGCUUUUAGUAAAAAAUAAAAUAUACUUGA
This is a messenger RNA of Oreochromis aureus, 1009 nucleotides long. RefSeq names its product hepatic lectin-like. NCBI's taxonomy places the organism in Eukaryota, Metazoa, Chordata, Actinopteri, Cichliformes, Cichlidae. Bases 78 to 878 code for a protein of 266 amino acids. The transcript is spliced from 7 exons. The record is from RefSeq and is a predicted model, not a curated record.